AUGCCGCUGAAAUCAAGUUUGGCGAGUAAAAACGAUGACUACGACUCUCUUCAACCGUAUUUCUACUAUGACAACGAGGAGGAGGAUUUCUACCCUCAGCAGCUCCAGCCGACCCCUCCCCUCUCCCCGAGCCCGUCCCUGUCAAGCCUCUUUCCCUCCACGGCGGAUCAGCUGGAAAUGGUGACCGAGUGUCUGGGCGACGACGUGGUCAACUACUCCCAGACCUUCCUUAAAUCUCUCAUCAUCCAGGACUGCAUGUGGAGCGGCUUCUCCACCGCAGCCAAGCUGGGGAAGGUGUUCUGCCCGGAGCCCACCAGAGCAUGGAGGCUAAACAGCAGCUACCUGCAAGACCUCGACACAGCCGCGUCAGGGUGCAUUGAUCCGUCUCUGGUGUUCCCGUACCCAAUAGCAGAGACGCCCAAGCAGAGUGCAGGGACGCUCCCUAGUAAGGAUCUGGGACUGGACACUCCGCCUAACAGUGGCAGCAGCAGCAGCAGCAGCAGCAGCAGCAGCAACCAAGGCACAGUCUUUGAGUUGGAGAGGACGCUGAAGGAGAUUCCUGGAAUCGAGGUUCAGACCGGGACGAGGAGCUCAGAGAGUGGAGACGAAGAGCAGGACACCAGGGAGGUGGCUGGACGUGGCAGGCGGAGCGGCAGGUGUGUGGAUCUGGAACGGGAAAGAAGCAGGAGAUGA
Gymnodraco acuticeps is the source of this 693-nucleotide messenger RNA. Its product is annotated as transcriptional regulator Myc-like. Gene Ontology annotation, molecular function: RNA polymerase II cis-regulatory region sequence-specific DNA binding; DNA-binding transcription factor activity, RNA polymerase II-specific. The coding region runs from base 1 to 693 and encodes 230 amino acids. NCBI's taxonomy places the organism in Eukaryota, Metazoa, Chordata, Actinopteri, Perciformes, Bathydraconidae. The transcript is spliced from 3 exons. Gene Ontology annotation, biological process: regulation of transcription by RNA polymerase II; positive regulation of cell population proliferation. The record is from RefSeq and is a predicted model, not a curated record.